UGAGCCAUGAGAUUAUGAUGAGUCACCACAUUACAAUGAAACCUAGAGUCAGAGUGGACAGCCAGCUCUGGAGAUAGUAGGGAAGUGAAACUCUUGCUUGAGGGCAGAUUCAGUUAUGUGCUUCUGCUACAGAGUCGUUUAAAACUGGGAAAUCAUCAAAUGUGUUUGGGGAUAAAUAUUUCAUGGAUUAAUCUUCGUAAAAGACGAUCAAAACUGCCAAUAUAUACCCGCAGUGUAUCUUUGCAGUUUUCAUAAUUAACAAAGGCAGUUAUUUACUUUGGAUUGUGCUUAUUUUACAGAGAAUUAGGCGAUGUAAGCUUUGGGAGAAUUACGCCGGGGCAGUUAAUUAUAACUUCUGCCACAUGUGCGUGCGUAAAGUGGAUGGCUGAGCGCGCACACAGGCAGCACAUCACUGCGGGAACAGCUGUUGUCAGACGCGUUAUUUGGAGUGGGAGUGAAGGCUAUGGACGAUUUAUCGACUGAUUCCCUUCUCCAACUGGAACAUUCAUCCAUAAAACAUCCCGCAUGCUCUGCUUUUGUCUUAAAUAAAAGUCUACCUGAAAAUGAGACGCGCAGACAACAAACGGUGAUUUCUGUGUUUGCCGCUUGUUUGCAAAAGAAGAUUUAGACCUAAUAAGGAUUCUUAUUUGUUGAUGCUAGGCUCGGAUAUGGCACAUCUCUGGAUCCAAUAAGAGAAAAACACAGCGUCAGACGCGUCUGCGGCGGGGGAGACCAGCGGAGGGACUCGGAAACUUGGUGCGGUGCAGGAGACGGUCUCUCUUUUUCCCGAAUCGGCGCUGCCACAGCUGUCACAGAGAGAGAGAGCGAGCCAUGGUGAACUCCCUCAUCCUGAUUCUCAGCUGGACUGUGAUCUCUGAGGUUGCCAGGGCUCAGAAUGACACGGAACCGAUCGUCCUGGAGGGCAAAUGCCUCGUGGUGUGCGACUCGAACCCGGCCACGGACUGGAAGGCUUCAUCCUCUCCGCUCGGCAUCUCGGUGCGCGCCGCCAACUCCAAGGUGGCUUUCUCUGCAGUCCGGAGCAACAACCACGAGCCGUCGGAGAUGAGCAACAAAACAAGAAUAAUCUACUUCGACCAGGUUCUUGUGAAUAUAGGAAACUACUUCACGUUUGAAUCAGUAUUUUUGUCCCCGAGAAAAGGAGUCUACAGUUUCAACUUCCAUGUGAUUAAAGUGUACCAGAGCCAGACCAUACAGGUGAACUUGAUGUUGAACGGGAAACCAGUUAUCUCUGCCUUUGCGGGUGACAAAGAUGUAACUCGCGAGGCUGCCACCAAUGGAGUUCUGCUCUAUCUUGAAAAAGAGGACAAAGUCUACCUAAAGCUGGAGAAAGGAAACCUAGUUGGUGGAUGGCAGUACUCAACAUUUUCUGGCUUUCUUGUGUUCCCUCUGUAAAAAAGAAAAAAAAAGAAAAGAAAAAACGAAGAUUGUAAGCUUACUGACUUCUUCAUAAUGUGUUGUCACAGUAUAAUCAAAACAUUGCUGCUGCAUCUGUUGGAUCUUGCCAAAUGGGUGAAAAAUGAUGGAUGGAAAUGGAUCGAAACAGAGAAAGGAAAGAAGACUUUGGAAAUUGUUCACAUUCUCUGGAAGAGCUGAGUCCCCGUCCAGAUGAAAGAGGCUUGAAAUGUUCCCUAUCGCUACUGUAUGUUCCUGUCACUCAAGCAGCCUCAGAGAGGAACGCUAACACAUCCCAAAACUACUUUUCAAACUUUGACUUGUUGGAAUAUGUUUAGCAUACUAAUUUUUUUCAUGACAGCUGUUGCAUUCAAGUACAUCUGCCUUUUUGGUGUGAGCUGUAUUUGCCUCUGUUACUUGGACAAGUAUUCACAACAGAGAAUGUCUUUGCUGGAGCCAAAUGGUAGUGGUGUAGGUCGCCAAUUAGCAAAACAAAAAUGAUGACAAAUAGGCUCAAAAUGGCCACAAAGAGACAAGAAACAACUAAAAAUAAAUGGAAAUGGGCCACAAAAAGAUCCAACUCAACUGCCGAGACACAAACUGACUACAAAAAGGCAGAAAACAACCACAAAGAGAUGCGAAACGACCACAACAGCAUAGGAGAGACUACUAAGAGAUUACACAAAAAGAGACAAAAUGACAACAAAGAGACACAAAACAACUACAAAAAGAUUAAAAAAAGUGACCACAAAGAGAUAAAAAUAGCUAAUAAUGACUACAACAGACUGAAAACGACCACAAAGGGACACAGAAGCACAAAAAAAUGCUAUAAGGAGACAUGACUACAAAAAGAAGUACAGUGACCACAAUUAAAGGCAGUAUUGGGUUGGGAAGGUUUGUGUGUCUACUAGCCUGUUGUGUGACUAUCCGUCCAUGAUCAGACUUCAUCACAUUUCUGAUCAAUUAGGCUCACCGCUGACACUUAAAUUGUCUUUUUGUUGAGCAAUAGUGGUCAGUUUACCUUCUUCCUUGAAGACAUAUACUCCAUCAAAUUUGCUUGCCACCUACAUUUUAAUGGUAACAAUUCUUGCCUGGUUUAUGUUCAGUCACAAUAUUAUCUUCAGUGACUACUUCUUUUGUGAGUCUGUGGUUUAUACCUAAAUGCCACAUAUGAUUAGGUUUAGGCAACAAAGACACAUUUUAAUUGGCUAUACUUAAUGCAAACAGUCCUACUUGCAUUGGAAAGGUGUUGUUUAUGAACCCACAGCUACGCACUUAGCCUCAAGAAGUUGGCUUUACAUGCUGUUCUCGGCCACAGCUGGCAGCAUCGUAUUGUACGUUGCCCAGCAACAAACAGCACAAUGUUAGCAACUAGCUGGUUAACGUGUAGCGCUUUUACCAGAGAUGGUGGAGACCAAAACCAGAGCUAACAGAAGAGCAAACAGUGGACUUGAAUUCACUCCAAAUGAAUGCUAAAGUUGCUCUUUAUGUGUUUUCAGUAGUGUAUAAAAAGGCAGCUCUGAGUGAACAACUUCAUCAGCAUAAAAGAUGAUUCUGCACAUCAGGGUUUUGUUUAUGAUAUGUUUGUGUUGCCCCAAGUGGCCAAAAAAUAAAUUUUAAAAAAUAUAUUGCAGACGUAAGAUUAGGGAAAGAUAACUGUUUUGGUCAGAUGUGAAUAAAGUAAAUUAUGCUUCAAAUCACUGUUGCCUUUUUCAGUAUUUAAUGAAGACCACAGUCUUUCCCUGACCUUAACAAAAUUCUGAGUACCUCAACAUAAUCGUAGAGAGUGCUAAGAACGCUGGAAACUGUAUUCCAAGAGUUAUUAUCACAGGUUAACAAAUCUGAUGUUAUUGAAUGAACACAUAAUUCAAGCAGCAAAAUAUUUCUUCUAAAAUAUAUUUACUGUUGAAAAUUUGUAGCCUAUAAAGAAAAUUUAUAGCUAUGUAUAUAUAAUAGAUUAUACAAGUCAAUUCAUGGUUUAUGGAUGUCAAUAAAGUUUAAUGGGCAUCUGAGAACCUUAAUUGGUUAACAUGCUGAUAAUAAACAGAUUCCUGUCACAGUUGGCGAACAUAAACAGUGUCCAGUGGGCAGCCUGGGAUAACUGAUGAAUUAAUAAACUCCUUAAUUGUUGCUCUUGAGCUCAGUCUGCGCCUACAGAAUAUAAUGGCUCUCCCCCCUUCAUGUCUACAGCAGAGUUAGUGUCCUCACUGCAGUGCUGGUGCUGUGUGCAGCUGCAUUGUUAAAAUCAACCUAAGGAGAGCUUAUUUACAUCAUUAUUUCACCCUGAGAUGAUAAUCCACACCCUCAUUAGCUUGAACCUCUCUGAAGUGUUUUGGGUGUUCACUUUCACUCAUCAAAUUCAUGUUUCUGUGCAUUAGAUGUUUACAUGUUUAUGUCAGUGAUUGAUAAGUUGCCUUUGGCAUCACUGUCACAUCUCGUAACCAGAAAGGAAGCGUUGAAGGGAAAUGAUUUUUUCCAGCUUUCAGUUAAAAACAGAAAUGAAAGUGUUCAUCUUAACAAGCCUCAUGAAGAUUUACACUUACAGUUGUGUCACAUUUCAUACCGACAGCUGAAGAAAAUAAGGCUGAAAUUAAACUGCAAAUAUAUCCACUGAUAGAACUCUGUUUAAAAGUUUUUCUUUUCAAAGACUGGCAGCCUUUAUCAAAUCCUCCUGCAAUUAGUUUUUUCAUGCUGUGUAUAUUUAUUUUGCUAAACUAAAAUAACCUAUAUUUUUUUGUGUCUAUAUUACAUUUGUGUUUGCUCACAUUGGUGAACUCAUAAUCACUGUGGAAGCUGGACUGUGCCCCCAAAAUGCUUAUAGCUUCAGUAGUUGAUUAUUUUAUUACUUAACUUUGCAUUUAUAUAAUGUACAUGUAAAUCUAUGGGUUCAAAAGGUCUAACUUGAUCAUUAAAUGUUUUAUAAUUAAUGUAUUAUUUGUAUACAUUAAUGUAUUAAUUAAUGUAUUGAAGAAUUCUGGCAUUAAAUGAUGAAUAAAAGUUUGUGUUUUUUAAAAAUGGAAGGAUAAAAGGAUUUAUUUUCAUUUGUCACUGGCCAGUCAUCAUUAAAAAGCUCCACUUUUUUUAUUUCUUUUUUUUAAAUCGACAAAUCAGAGCUCCUGUUGCUUCUUUAAUUGUUAUUCUGGCACAAACUGUCUAUAUGUGAUACGAACCGACAAUCAUAAAUAAAAAACCUCAAAACAUGCUGAUCAUGUUCAAGAUAUAUAAAUAUAUUUAUCAUUCAUCAAUAUAAUUAAUGAUCUGGAUAAGCUUGUCUCACAAUUUAUUAAUUGUCUAAUUUAAAUGCAAAUGUAAACAUUUGUCGUAUUUCCCUGUAACAUACUCCAGCCUCCAUAGAUAUCAGUAUAUCACAUGUAAACAUAACGUUUACCUAAACUAAGGUUGCAAAAUGUUUUCAUUUACAUAGUGAAAUGUGUUGCACUUGGAAUAAAUGUCUGCGAAUGUAGAAUUUAUUUCCCUGCAGAAUCAAGUGACUUCAGUUUGUAAUAUUAGAGCUGAAACAAAGAGUAUACUGUCUGUCCUUUGCGACUUUUAUGGUAAAUGUCCAUUUCUUCUUGCUUAAGUUCUGUUUUUUUCUAAAUGCUACAUCUGUACAACCUUUUAUCAUUUCACCAAGUUCAAUCCACACAUUUUGCCAUGUGUUCUCAACCAGCCAAUCAAUGUAUUAUACAUAGGUUAUAGCAAACUGAGCACCACAGUAUUUUUCAGCUCAGUUGAAAUAUGCAGUCAGUGCCAGGUGGUGAUGGAAUGUUUUUUUCAUCUGCAGAAAAAAUAAUCACCAAAACACAAAUCCACAUUUUCAGUGCUAUCAUUUUUUUUUUUAAAGUUUCUAAGUUUGUAUCCUCAAGAGAAUCAAAUCAUACUUGGACACUGUGAAGACAAUGCGGGCUAGUCCAGGGUUAUUCAGCCUGUGCAGCUGAUUCUUCCUGCUAAACUUCCCUUUGCAGCUGCAUUAUUCAAAAAUAUAUCUUGACAGGAGGUCUCUAAAGGUGAAGAAUGACACCUGAUGAAAGAAGGGGUAAAACAAGUCGGUUUGCAUUUGCAUGUAGUUAUCUCACUUUUUCAGACUUUGUAAUGUUGCUUUUCUCAUUAUACCUUUCCAUAUCCAAAAAUGGUAUAAUUUUGUGAGCUUUUUCCUUUCUUUUUGCUUGUUUUCAAUUUGGACGUCAGCCUGCUUUUAAUAUUGAAACCCAUUAUUAUAUUCUAUUUUACUAAUAGAAAUAGCCAAUGUUGGCUCUUUGAUUCCUUUCUCCUUUCAAAUCAACCAGUGAUAAGUAGAGGAUGGGCUCAGGGAACUGCCCUAAAUCACAGAAGAAUUAAUAAGUAUUCAAGCUCAGCCUGUGUGGAGACUGAUGCUAUGAAUUUCUAUUAUAUCCAUAUAGGACACAAAAGAGCAGAUUUCUUUCUUUUGUGUAGGUUGUCCUCGCGGUGUUGGCAGAGAAAGGGAGUGUGGUAUUUCAAAUGCACAGAAUGGUGUAAAUAUAAAGUGAAUAUUAAAUGUUCGCAGUUGUAUGCUGUGAUUCCCCAAUGAUGUGGACGUGAGCUUAUUAAAUGUACGACAGGAUGAGCAGAUUCAAGUUCCAUCAAAGCAUAUUUUGGGAACUGAUGACACACAAUAAAGCUCAAAACCUUCCCAAAGUCAUAAGCGCAAGUUCAGAGUAAACAGGCCGACCUGAACGUGUAGCUAUAACACAGCAUAUUGUUGGUUGCUCAUGAAAUUGUAUCACCACUUUUGAGAUACAAUAACACCCACAAAAAAUCUAUCUAAUUAUAUCAUAGCAUAUUGUAGCUCUGAGUCAUAAUUUGGCAUGCAUCAGAUUGUCAACUUUUGUCUUGUUUGGUGCAGCAUAUACUGUGGUGCUACGCUUCCAUGAAUACCAAGCAUUUCUCAUUUAAAAAGAGACAUGCUAACCGUGUCAUUUGUAUUUGUUACAUAGUACGAUUAAUGGAUGAACAGAGGUUUCUGAUGGCCUUUAAUCAAACAUGUAUUCAUUUGAAAUUAAAGCGGCAGUAAAUGUG
Messenger RNA from Amphiprion ocellaris (clown anemonefish), 6450 nucleotides. It is a transcript of the gene cbln4, whose product is annotated as cerebellin 4 precursor. Bases 832 to 1413 code for a protein of 193 amino acids. Gene Ontology annotation, molecular function: protein binding. The record is from RefSeq and is a predicted model, not a curated record. The transcript has 3 exons. Lineage: Eukaryota; Metazoa; Chordata; Actinopteri; Pomacentridae.